Molecule: messenger RNA, 3144 nt
Organism: Sus scrofa (pig)
Lineage: Eukaryota; Metazoa; Chordata; Mammalia; Artiodactyla; Suidae
Source: RefSeq, a predicted model, not a curated record
CGGAAGUCCCUUGGAAAGCUGCGGCUCUGCGUCAGCUGACCAGAGUCCGCGUAGGAGGGACCCGAGGUCCGGCGGGACGGACUAUCCCAGCGGAGAGACUGGCUGGGCGGCCGACGGAAGGACAAACUGGAGUGGCCUCGGCGGUGUUAGCUGAGCAGAGGCAGUAUUCAAAGAGUUUGCAGAUCCCCUGAAGCCCCUUGAAGUAAUUCAGAAUGAGCUGAACUGCAAAAUCUGAGGCAAUUCCCUGGUCUGAAUGGAGUUGGAUUUGGACAAGUGCAGAGAUUUCCCUGGGGAGAAUCAGUCUUCACUCAGAGUUUGCCGACAGUCAAGGAUGGCGAGCAAGGGGCCCUCAGCCUCUGCGUCUCCCGAGAACUCCAGUGCAGGGGGUCCCAGUGGCAGCAGCAAUGGCGCUGGCGAGAGUGGAGGGCAGGACAGUACCUUUGAGUGCAACAUCUGCCUGGACACAGCCAAGGAUGCCGUCAUCAGCCUUUGCGGCCACCUCUUCUGUUGGCCGUGUUUACAUCAGUGGUUGGAGACCAGACCUAACAGACAGGUGUGUCCAGUUUGCAAAGCUGGCAUCAGCCGCGACAAGGUCAUCCCGCUGUACGGCAGGGGCAGCACUGGGCAACAGGACCCCAGGGAGAAGACUCCUCCCCGUCCUCAAGGACAGAGGCCAGAGCCGGAGAACAGAGGGGGAUUUCAAGGGUUUGGAUUUGGAGAUGGUGGCUUCCAGAUGUCUUUUGGAAUUGGGGCAUUUCCCUUUGGGAUAUUUGCCACAGCAUUUAACAUAAACGAUGGGCGACCUCCUCCAGCUGUCCCUGGAACGCCCCAGUAUGUGGACGAGCAGUUCCUGUCACGCCUCUUCCUGUUUGUGGCCCUGGUGAUCAUGUUCUGGCUAUUGAUUGCCUAAUGGUGAACUCCCAGCCUACAUCCAUGGCAGGGCCUCCGGAUUGGUGACACGCCACCCUCACUCUUGAUGUUUGACUUCCUGGCUGAUCCUGACCCCUGGAAUAGGGGUUAGUAACAUGUUAAGGAGUCUUCUCCAUCAGAGCUUUGAGACUGAAGAUCAGUUGUUGAGGACCCUGGAGUAUUGCCACUGCUGUAAACACCCUGCUGUAACCUCAGGCCUUGGCACUGAGUUGUGUCUCAUGGGUUACACCGUGGAAUCCUGUUCCAGCCAGCUCAGUAGGUCCUGACUCUGCACAGGGGAGAGGCAGGAGAGAAACUGUCAGUACAAUUUCACCUGAGUUUAAUAAUGCAACAACAAAUGGAUGAACCAAAUAGUACUUGCAGAAACUCUUUUUUCAUCUCUUUAAAUACCCCUUGGUAAGUGGCCUCUGAAGUCAUCUAGAAAGGUUCCCCUUCCAGAUCCCAGUGCUCUUCUGUCCUCUUUCUUCCUCCUCUUCCUCAGCAGAGAUAUGAGAAAGUGCUGGCCUAUGAAGAUCAUAGUUGAAGCAGCUGGCGCUGGAGUUGCUUUGUGAAUUCACCAGAGACCCUAAGAUCUUUUGUUGCAUCUGGGCCAUGCUCAGUGUCUCUGGCUCCAGAGUGGUUUGAAUGACCCCAGGUUUCCUGGCGUAGGUUAUCCCCAGAGACAUGUGGCUUCACUCACGGGUUUCCCAUCAACUUUCCCUCCAAAGCUGUGCACAUCUGCCAGGGGGCACCCAGCCUGGACAACUGCCGAAGCAGGGACGACUGCGCAUUAUCAAAGACCUGCCAUUGGGACCCAGGUGGGAUUCAGGGCCCAGAUGCAGGAACAACUGAAGCAGCAGCCCUGUCCCCUAGGCCACAGAAGCUCCAGGUGCAUCCUCUCUGGACCCCUCAAAGAUACUGGGGGCCUUGUUGAGUCACCCCAACUGCAUGUUGAAGACCACCCUCCUCAGAAACCUAGUUGUCCUUAAUGAAGAGGCAGAGAAGGGGGAGACCAGUGUGUGACCCUGAUUUGGGUACAGCGUGGAGACCCCUUGUGUGCUAAAACUAGGGAGCGUGUGACUCAGAGCAGGCAGCCUCAGCGUGAUGAUAGGAUGCAGUCUUCCUGUGGAUGUCCUCCCUUGGAAACUUCAGGGAAAUCAUUCUUCCCAAGCUCUUGAUUUGUUUUUCAACAUCUCAUGUGUUUUCCUCCAAAUCUGAUCAAGGGAGUGUGGUGCCGGCAGAAGGACAGUUUACUUGGUAGAAUGGUUCUUGCUCUGCUGGUCUGGCCUCUUCCUAGAAAUCUAGCCUCCUCCAGGAGACCCUGAGGUUGAGAGGAGAUGGGAUUACUCUGGGGGCCACCUGACACAUCACCAGUCCACACUGCUCCUGGUUUACCCCUAGCAAUAGCCAGCAAGUGUUCAAAAGUGCCCCCUAUCUGUUUUUUCCAGAUAUGGCUUGCACAGUGUGUAGAAACCAAAACUUUUGAGAAAGAUGAGGGAAGCCUUUCUCCCUUCUCCACAGCCCCCGCCCCUUUUCUCUUAUACCUUUCAAUGCCAGAGUUCAGUGUUUAAACAGACAAAAUAUAAGUAUUGAAUAGGUGGCUCAUUUACCAAAUCCAUUUGGUAGGAAUAAGCCACCAGCUUUACGAUGUGCCUGAUGGAUUUUAAACAUUCUCCAGGCACCUACUCAAGAGUGCUUUUUUAUCACCUUCUAGAAAUACCCAAAGUCUGAGGGGCCCUGGAGUAUCUCAGUGCAGGGAGAGAGGACUUCAGUGAGAUGAGUAGUAGGUAGGAAGACGAAUAACUUGGACCCUUUAACCGAGUAGAGUGAGCCCAAGAGAGCUCCACCAGCAAAGGCACCAUAGGAACCUGCCAGCAAAGCCAGUUUGGCCUUGUGCCCUUUAAUUUUGAAACUUGCAGGCCCCCACUCACCUCCUGCCAGGAGCUGGGGCAGAAGAGCCAAUUUGGGACUGCUGGCCCAGCCCCGACAGAGAGCUCCCUUCCCACCACCCUCUGCAGGCUCACCACCUCACCCCUCUGCUGAGGCAGUUUUCCUUUCUUUUGUGUGUACUAUGUUCUUGGCUCCCACACCCCUCCUGCCACCUUUGUGGAUUAGGACCGGGUCCCAACCACAGUCAGAAAAUGACACCAUGUACAGUGGCACAUCUUGACCAGUCACUAAUUUUCACUGUUGUGAAAGUGAUUUGAGUAGAAUUAAACAAGUGGUUUUACAUAA